Molecule: messenger RNA, 10235 nt
Organism: Anopheles funestus (African malaria mosquito)
Lineage: Eukaryota; Metazoa; Arthropoda; Insecta; Diptera; Culicidae
Gene: Dg
Exons: 17
Coding region: 2078-7018 (1646 amino acids)
Biological process (GO): morphogenesis of an epithelium; axon guidance; nerve development
Cellular component (GO): sarcolemma; dystrophin-associated glycoprotein complex; dystroglycan complex
Molecular function (GO): calcium ion binding; laminin binding
Source: RefSeq, a predicted model, not a curated record
UUCGAAAUGCGCUCAGUUUCUUCGAAAUCCUUACGCAGUACGGUUCGUCGGAGAAGUGCCCGUACGCAGUUGAACGUUCCGUGUCCAAUUUGCGUACACAAAUCAAACAGCCAAAACGCACCGGCACGUUGGUCGCCGGUCGCACUUAUUCAUCCUGUGGUGGAGCUAAAGGUUAUUCACUCACCACUACCUUGCACAAUCGAAAACCCGUGCCGAUUUGGCCAUCGGUGAGUUUGUGGUAAAUUUUGUGUGGCGUCCGUGAUUUUUGUCGUACCAAACGUGUGUUCCCGUUCCCGGCACCAGUCAGAUGAGGGCUUGAGAAGUUCGUGCGUGUACGCAUAUGUAUGAGUGUCUGUAUGUUUGUGAGUGGUUUAAUGUUCUGUUUACCACCGUGUUCACGUAGCAGCGUAGCAUAUCCAUUCUGGCAAGCAUAAGCGAGCGAUCUGCCCGGCGUGUCCGUUCCUAGCAGGGCCGAGAAAGAUGAUUGUACAUUAAAUUCAUUACGAAGCAUCCAACCGAUUCGCACAAAUUUUAUCCACGAAACGAUUGCGAUACCGGUGAAUUCGCUAGAAAACAAAAAUAAACCGGAAGGAGAACCAAAUGCUCUUCUCGCUGGGAUUUGUUGGAUCGAGAAAUUUGAAACCAUCCCCUUGAAAGGGCCCCGCAAAUCCGUGUGUGCGUGUUUGUGUGUAUGUAUGUGUGUGUGUUUUACCUGCGUAUAAGGCUCACCUGCCUUGCGUACGAAUAAUUACCACACGGCCGGAUGUGUCCCCACAGUUCCGUUUCAGAAGGUGCGGUUUAAAGAUGUCUCUAUGUGGACGUGUGUAUAGUGCGAGCGAUUUUUAAAGUUUUAAUGUGAAGGCGUAUCUGACGGAUCCUCGGCCACUUAACACAGACGGCUGUUCGUUACACCUUCCUACCUAGUGAAUGGGUAUAGUGAUCAUAGAUCAUACCCGUAAAGAUAACAGCAAACCCGGUAAACCGCAUGGUGCAACUCGCAACUUCACGAAUGCUGCCGGUGUUUUGUUAAAAUAUCCACAAGUUUCAGUGUUACCGUCCCGGUGUCGCGGCGAAAAGUUUUGUGCAAAGAAUAUUGUGCAUCGUUUGAGCUGUUUGUGUUUUAUGGUUUUUGUUGUUUUCUCUCUCUAUCUCCCUUUCCACCCACAUUAGUUCCAGCAAACGAGACGUAUCGAGCGUGGUGACGCAAACAAAACGCUCUUGUGGUUGUCAUCUUAAGUGAUAGUGAAAAUAUACUUACCCGUGCGGUGGGAACCAAAUAUUCCCAGUUGCCGUAAAACAAUCUUGCUUUCGAGCCGGCUCCUUCAUUUUCCAAACAGUCACGAGACGAACAACUUCCUGACCCUCCGCCACAAGGGUAAUGAUAAUUUGAAUUUAAAAAGUUGUGGGAUCAUCAUUUCUGAAACUUUGGCGAUAUUCAUCACGAUCUGGAUCGUCUUCCAAAACACAACGAUUUGAGAAGAAGGCUGCUCUCUUCCUUGCGGGAGACUCCAUAGCAAAAUCAACAUAUCACAAAGAGAACAAGUAGCUGCCAGAAAGAACUGAUCGUGCGCCCUUAUGACGAUACGCAAGCGAAUGCCAGCAAACUAACCUGAUCAGCUGAGCGGUACAUGUGAUCUUACCAACUCUCGUGUUCUUAUCCAAAGAAGCUGGUUCAUUGGGAUCUUAAACAGAAAGAAAGCGGGUUCGUUCUUAACCAGCGCGAUCAUCAAUCACCCGCUUGGAUGGACUGAUGAGAGUAGUCCGUCGACGCACUCGAGGGGUGAGAUAGAUUAGCAUCAACAGAAGAACGUAGAACUUUCCUGCUAUUCUGUCGAAAACCUUUCGCAAGACAUAUAUAUACUGUGGAAUCAGUGGAAGGGCUACCGAUUCUCACACGUUAUAGCAAAAACAACGAAGCAACAAACGCAACGAAAUCAUACAACAGUCAAGAUAGAGUGAAGCAGAUCAGCAGAAGUUAGCUAGCCUAACCUGUCUUAACUAAUGCCCACGAGCGCUUUCUAGUGGGAACAAACGCAAACAACUAUACAUCAAGGCACAAACUGACCCCGCUGCUACAAUGAAUUUACGAUAUCAGGAAACGUUUUGUAUCAUAUUUUUACUAUGCACCAGUAUUACCCUCGGAGAAGACUUUGACUUUGUGCCGGAGGCGAACGAUGAUGUUGAGCCGAUAGCGGCGGAACCGCUGCAAGUAGAUAGCCAAUCGAAAUUAAUUCAUCCAAAGACGGUACGAGCCGGUGUCCACUGUCAGCCGACCGACAGCACGAUCUAUAUUUCCCUGAUUCUACGGUCCAAGAGCUGGAAACACGUCCAGACGAGCCUGAAGCAACGUACAAUCAGCAAGCUGGCUGAAUAUUUCCUAGUCCCGGAGGAAUCUUUCAUUGUUCAAGAUGCGAACAGCAACGAACGGCACAUGAUGCUCGUGAACGCCCUCCAGUACGGCAAGAAACCUCCGCUGUCGGGCAAAUCGCUAGGAUGGAUUGGAUUUCCGGUUGGCUGCGGACCGAAGAUGUCACUGAGUGCUAUGCGUAUGUCGCAAGCUGUCAGUAAUCAUCUGGCUGUUCUUCGGGACAUCACCGCUAUGGAUUUUGGCUGGUGGAUCGUCUGGAAAGCACAACCAACGGAAGAAAGCUCAACAGAUGAUACGAAUGUGGCCAGACAGAAGCGCGAAGUAGAAUUUGAUGACGAUUAUCUCUACGAUUACGACGAUGAAGAUGUUGCGGACGAUGAUGAAGGAGAAACUACUGAAAUUCCUCAUGCUCGCCGACACCAUCACGGUUCCAGUGAGUAUAGCACCAAGAGUGCCCACAGCUCACCAACUCACGCCACUAACAAGCAUACUAACAAUGAUGGGCAUGUGUCGGAAAAGCAUCAUCAUCCACAUCAUCAACAACAUCAGCAACAACAGCAACAACAACAUCAUCCCCAUCAUACCAACGAUGGCAAGGUGGUAAUGGGGCACGGUGGCCGUGGUGGAACGUCGGAGCACCGGAAGUCACCGGUAAUGGUAUCGGUGACAUCACCCAUCACACCACAAACGUCACCGAAACGCAAACACAGCCACGGACUGUACGAUCAGGUGAAGGAACGCUCCGCAAAGAAACAGGCGGCAGCACACGGCCACAAUCAGCAGCCUGAGCAAAGCGUAAGCUCAGUUACGACCGCAUCGACCGGUGACACCAGCUUCACGCCACCAGAUUUGCGCGAAAGCGUUUCCCAGCUCGAGUCAACUAUCAGCAAAACGAUCGCAAACAAUGAGCAGCUCAAAAAGGACGAAGAAACAUUGCUUGCCCGCAAGUCAAAGCACAAGCGAAUCGAUAUCGAACGUAUUGUGGAAACGGAACUGCUGCUACCGGAAAUCGAAAGGCUGCAGGAUGAAGUAUUUCGAGACGAUUACGUGAUUGAGGAUGUGGUACGGGGGCCAAAGUUUUACGAUUUCAGCACCCAGCCACAGUUGGACGGUGAGGGUAAGUUCGUACCGCUGGCGCCACAAGUUGAAGACGGAAAGCAGUUAACCUCAACCGUUACCAGUGUGAACAGAUCCACCGUAAAGCUAACCACCGUAAAGCCGGUCUCGGUGACAGUGUGGAAAGGAACGACUGCAUCUUCGCUUACCACUACCUCCAGAAAUGUUCUGUCUCUUACCACCCAUAGCAGCGAGCCCACAACGACAGAAGGUUCAACGCAAGCUUCCUUAACGGCAACCACCGUACCGAUGCGCCAGAAAGGUGAAGCUACACAAUCGUUCUUUACCACAAAGCUUCCACAUCCGGCUAUCACACCGGUGGUCAGCACGAUUGAUGCUGACGAGGAUGCACCAUCCCGAUCGGAUGCUACGACCACGAUCGGCACCAUCAGCAUGACGAGUUUAGUCUCCGUGCCACACCACAAGUCUGUCCCUAUGGUGACGUCUUCCGUUUUGCCAAGAAAUGAAGAACAUCCGGUUACAAAUGCUAGUCCACUGAUGACGACUGUAACCACAACACCGUUCACUAAAGCGAAAAUGGUGGCAACAGAAUCGAUGGAUUUGCCAACCUCCGCCACAACCCUUCCAGCGACUACCACUUCCACCACCACCACCACGGCGGCCUCCACCACCACCAUCACCGAGACGGCAACGAACAAAUCGGUAGCAUCUUUCGCCUUCGCUACUAACACUCGCUCCACUAACAUUGUCGCUUCCGUUCCAUUGGUGAAGAGCGAUGAUGAAGCCACAACGGCAGGUGCAAGCACCAGCAAAACGAUGUUCGACGUAACCGAGAAGUUCUUAACCUCAACAAGUACCGCUGCGUCACCUAUCGAAUCUUCACCCUCGCCGACGACAACUGUAUCGCCAGCAACUACUGCAACACCUGCCAGCUCGUGGAACAUGGAAGUAGAGGUAGAUGAAGCCGUUCCGGAAAGUCCCGAAACAAAGCAACAGUACGUCGAUGAAGUUGAUUCAAAAUCGACGACAUUUGUUAAUCCCGAAUUGUCAUCCACCACGACUGGCAGUAGCUUCGAUGGUGAGGAUAUUGAUUCACGUUCCGGUGCAUAUGUGAUCACCACGAUCACCAACGUACCGCUGACAACGGUGAGACAGCAGGAGUUGAAUCGCUUUGCGCCAACCAAUCGUAAUCCAUUCGGUCGAAAGAUGGCCGAAGAGUAUAACAGCGAAGACGAAGAAGAUCACGAGGUGGAGGAAGAAGACAUCGACGAGGACGAGGAGGACUACUUUUCGCAAGGGCCAACAACGACGCAACGUUCCGUUUCAACCUUUACGACGCCGACACAGCUUAAUCCUGAGGCGGAUAAAGAUAUCGAGUACGAAAACUACGACGAUGAGUACGACGAUGAGGAGGAAGAGGGAGCAUUGGAAAUUACCACCGUCAGUACACUGCCCGAACCGCGGAUACUGACCAGUACCACCACGGAACAAACGCUACCAUCGUCGACCGAGCCAAGUACUACUACAACCGCGGUAACAUCGACCACCACAACGACUUCAACAACCACCACAACGACUUCAACAACCACCACAACUACUGAGGCACCAACUACGACACCUUCGACUACCACCACUACAACCACGACUGAGCUUCCGUUGACAACCUCUACGAUGCUUACUACGGAACUGGACGAACCGACCAAUCUACCACCGACCAUCCGGAACCGCAUUCCCAAACAAGCUAUCCCCGCGGGCAAAGUGUUCCGCUACCAGGUGCCUCUGGAAACUUUCUACGACAACGAGGACGGUAACAAUCUGCGACUGGAACUGUUGGAUGUCCGUGAUCAACCGCUUAAACCGAACUCUUGGAUCCAGUUCAACCAAGACACGAAAGAGAUCUAUGGCCUUCCCAUGGAAAAGGAUGUAUCCCGGUGGUCAUACAAACUGCGUGCUACCGACUCGGGCAAUCUAACAGUCACGGAAAAGGUAGACAUUAUGGUGCAACAGCAUAAAUCGCACCGCAGCCUGAAUCACGAGAUCAGUCUCGCACUGCGUCUAAAUACAAAGUUUACCAGCAAUGUCGACUGGCAGAUGGAGACGGCACGUGGCAUCUCGGUCGUGCUGGGUGAUGUUACGCUUUCGCACAUUAUUGUUCGCGACAUUCGCAACAGCAUUCAGGAUCCGAGCUUGGCCACGUUCGUGUACACGAACGAAACGCUACCGAAGGAUCGCUGCCCGGAAGAGAAAUUGGACGAACUGGUAGCUCUGCUCACGGAACAGGCACUCAACGAUGCACUCAACCCGGACAUCACGGUUAAGUCGGUGCAGGGUCAACAGAUUGCCCAGUGCACCAAGCCCACCAUUCCGAAAGUGAAACCGACGCAAAGUAUCUCGCGCAACUUUGCACCCCAAACACGCAACCAAGUCGAUCAAGUGAACGCAACCGUAGGACAUCUGCUCGUUUUCAAAGUGCCGACGGACACCUUCUACGAUCCAGAAGAUGGUAGCGAACUGAAGAUGAAGCUCCUGACAACGGAACGUCACACACUUGAUCCAUACCAUUGGCUGCAGUUUGACUCGAAGAACCAGGAGUUUUAUGGUGUCCCGCGAACCAAUGAUAUCGGUCGUAAGGAAUAUCUUCUGAUGGCCGAAGAUCGUGAAGGUUUGACAGCGACUGAUGCCCUGGUGGUUGUGGUCAAUGCACAUCACAAGCGUGACUACAGCGUUCUGUUCGAGCUGACGCUCGACAUCACCCACGAGCAAUUUAUUACGGCACAGGUACAGCGACGCUUCAUUGAGCGUUUGGCCCAAGUGUUCGGGGACGCUUCUACGCACUACAUCAAGAUCCACAACAUCCGGCCUAUCCAUCACACCGGUCAGGUGCAGGUUUCCUUCUUCAACACAACACUAAACCGCCAACAUCAGAGAUGCCCUCAGGAGGAGAUUGAAGCAUUGCGCAACAUUUUGCUCCACCAGGACAGUACGAUCCGUGCGAAGGUGCGCGAAAUCCUGGGCCAAGAGUUUAGCCUGCAGAAUGUAAGCCUGGUGCCGCUGGAUAACUGCCAUGGGUUUGAUACACCGCACCACGCUACGAGUGAACCGGAGAAGGCCGCUCCAAAACCAAUCUCUAAGGAUGACUAUCUGCUCACGUUCGUGCUACCAUCGGUCAUCAUCAUGGUGAUGCUGCUGAUCGCGGCCAUCAUUGCAUGCAUCCUGUACAAACGGCGCCUAACCGGCAAAAUGGAACUUGAAUAUAUCAAUUUCAAACCUAUCGCCUCCUCCUCGUCCAAUCCACAAGGUACCGACGAAGAGCGGAAAUCGUUCCGCUCGAAGGGCAUCCCUGUAAUCUUCCAGGAUGAGCUGGACGAGAAGCCAGAGAUCGGCAACAAAUCGCCAGUUAUACUGAAGGACGAGAAGCCGCCACUACUGCCACCUUCGUACAGCAGUACCAAUAAUGACGAUGUGGAUGAGUACGUACCCCCACAACCGGUCAUUGUUGGCGGUCGCGAAUCGCGUGGAAAAUCACCCGUCACCCCUUCUUACCGGCGGCCACCACCGUACGUGUCUCCAUAGGCCAGGCGUCCUCCCCGGAACGGUGACAGCAAUUAGUUGGCUUAUCGUUUCCACUAUGUUCCGCUUAUUUUUAACUUUCUUCUGAGACACGCAUUUUUUUUUUGUAUAUCAAUCUGACUUUCUCACUCGAUUUACCAUUUACCAAACACCAAAAAAAAACAAAAAGCGAACACACAAAAGUAAUUACAAUCAGCUCGUGACGGAAAAGAAGGUGUGAGUUCACAUCGAUUAAAGGCAGUAAGGGUAGAUACUGUUCGAGCAUAAGAUAAGGGAAAAAGUAGGGUUGUUUUAAUACACAAAUGAAAGCAGGUGGGUGAUACAGGGUGGAUAGCAAAGAAAAACGUAAAAGCGUUGGGAGAAGUUAUUAAAAAAAAACAGUACUAAAACUACUACCAUGAUCGUUGAAGGUAGUAGUUUUAGUACAGAAAACAUUAUUUUUUGUGAUUGUGUCAGUCAACUUUCAAUGGCAAAGGUUAUUUUGAUUCAAUACCUUUUUUUCUAGUUAUUUGCGAAUAUGUCGUUGGUGUACCAGUUUGUUUUUUUAAGUACACCCACCUCUGACCAAUCCAAUCGGGUAAAAAUCCCCAUUUUGCGGAUGUAUUUUCUUUCGCUUUACAAUUCCCUACACUCAAAUAAGGCGUUUGAAAGAGGAGGAAAAGUACGAAAAAACGAAACUCUACUCAAGUUUACACCGUACCGGACGGGAGACGUUUAACGAAUAGAAGUAAACGAGCAAGAGAGAAAAGGGAAACAGGUAAAACAUAAGGAAACGCAGAGAAGAUGUGUGAACGAUAGCGAAGCAAACCGUUUGAUAAUCGUGAAUAGUCCCGCAGAUUACGAUGGGGGACGGGAAAUGAUAGUUUGUAAACAAAGUAACAAAACAAAAAUGGAAUCAAUUUAUAGUCAUUUACAGAGAGCGUUUCAGUAGUAAAGCUUAGGUACGUGUAGUAGUGUUAAAAUUUGGCUUAAGUUCGUGUAAGCCCGUAGCAAUACACUCGUCCUCGUUUCGAUCGCAUACAGCCCAUUGCAGAUGCAAGAUCCGAUAGAUUUAGUGCUGUAAAAUGCAACAGUAUGGUUUCGUUUUGUGUUUUAACCUCCAUUCAACCGGGAGCAACUCCUUUCUAAUUUCCGAAAAAAAUGGUUCGAUGUUGAAAAUGGGUCGGUACUAUAAGAAAGGAACAGCAUUUCAUCUUUGAGCUCGGCCUGCACCCAGAAUGGUUUAAUUCUUCAUUGUAAGCUAGUGUUUAGCUGUGGUUCCUUUAGCAUUACUCCGAACCGGACCCACUAAAGCACAAUCAUUCAUGACAGGGUAUGUGGGGAUGGGACAGUUGUGCAAGACAGGCGUUGCAAAACAAAACAUUAUAAAAAAAUCCACAAACAUACGAUGACCACUACGCAUCUCCGAAACAACAUACACUAUUAUCCUAGAUCACAAAUUGUAAUGAGCUUAAAUCGGGAUUAAAUUACAGUCCCGACACUGGAUGUUGUUGAAUGCAGUACCAAACAUGGCAGACAUACAAAUACGUUUUACUGCCAAAAAAAAAAUCCGCCACAUAAGCAUGUUUCCUUUUGUCCUAGUGCAUCGUACACCUUACUUGUGUCAGGGUCACUGAUUAAUCGCUCCGUUGCCAUAAAUGCUUAAAACGUUAAGAGAUUUCCAACCAUUUUAGCAUGGGCCAUAGCCUAACACAGACACAGACCAGAGAGAGCCACACCAUUGGAUCUGAUGAUCUCAACGCUUUUGGAUGUGAUGCCAGGUUCAUUACAUUAAAACAUAAACUAUCUAAGUAUAUUCACAGUGCGCAGAGACGAUCCAAAAUGCUUCAACUGUCGUUUAAAUUUCAUUUAAAAAAAGAAUUUGAUGUUACUAUUUAGAAGAAAACAACUUACAAGCCGCAACAUCCAAGAUCGACCUUAGAAAACGCUUUCAUUUCAGUGCGCUCCAACACUCCAAUUGAUAGACAGUAACCGUGAGAUAGAAGGAAACAGUGAACCUCUAACGGUGAUAAAAACCGAACGUAUAAUUUCAUUGCGGUACCAACCUAUACAAGACCUCUCCCGUUUUUUGAAACCGACUUUUGAUAAGUACUCCUAUUCACAUUUACACUUUGCGAAGCGUGUGUGUUAAAGCGCCAUCAGUCGUUUCAUUUGUUGACUAUCAAUCAACGCAAACAAGUUGGCGAUCAAAAGAUUCAUCGUUUUCCUCAGCUCAGCGAGCCUGGAAGAGUUUUUUAGAGAGCAUAAAACCAAAUUACACUACUAUUCCUAGUUCAAUUCAACCGGAAUGUAAAGCACAACCGUCUCCAUUCGAUAGAGUACGUGACAAAACACACCACAUAAGUAUAUAUCAUUAUCAUCACACGCAUCGCCGUAUCGCUGCAUCCGUGCACCGCACACCGUGUGUUAUAGUAAAAUUUACACCCCUAGCUAAGCUGUGCAAAGGAAAACGCAUGAAAAAGUGUAACAAAGCAAAAGAGAUCUUAAAACUUCACCACUUAAACUGACUGACAUGGAGAGCACUGACACUAGUAGCAUGAACCAGUAGCAGCUUCCUCCUGGGGGCCAGAAGCAGCACAAGAUAGAACGAAAAAACGAAGGCGAAACAAUCGGCCACACUGUGUACGGGAAAAGGCAACAGAUUAGCAAAACACAACAACCAUGAUCGUAUGCGUGAAGAAGUUAAGCGCCAUAAAAUGAUAGCAAGCAUGUAAGUGAUGUGAAAAAGGGAUGAAAAAAAAUAAUUUAAGGAUAUGAACGUAAGCAGGGGCGAAGAGAAGAAAAAUAAGUACUAUACAUAAAAGUAUAUAUAUAUACAUAUACAUUUAAAAAUAUAUUUAAUUGAAUGCAUUACGCGCACGCGGAGCGGCCGGGACGUGAAGAGACGUAGUCUAUCAUUUGGGGCGUGUUACAACAACACUACACCCACAUCCACCCAGCUCCACCACAAUACAUAGCUCCCAGAGACGCGAUUUCGAAAGGCACAACAGUUAGGAGAAACAGUCUGUACCACACUGCUGGUAGGGGAUGGGAACGAAAAACACACAUUGCGACACUUAAUUCUAAAUUCGACGUUUGUCCGAGAUGCGACGGGUUUAGGAAAAGCAUGAAGAAAUAAAACCGUGAGUUAAGCCACAAGCGACAGUUACGAGAAGAAAAAAAAACGAUAACCAAAAUGUACAUUUUUUAAUAAAAACAAAACUUACUAAAAACUGACAAA